AUGGGCGACGCCAGUAGCACACCUCGCUUGCGCACUCGAAUAUCUACUUGCGCGAGGUUUACUCUCACCCGCAUCCUGAGAGACCCGCCUCCAAAACGUAACGAUACACCUUUGAACUUUACCGAAAAUAUCCCCAAUGCCGUAUCAGUAGACGGGACUGGUCCGUACCUUAGAGUUAGUAACAACGUUCAAGAACAAUCGCGGAGACUAUGGAUAGUGCAGAACCGCCGUGACGGAUCCAGAACAACAUCAAGCAUCCGAACGUGGUUAUUGAAAUUUCGCAUUGGUGGCAAUGAAGGCCAGACAAAAUCCGUAACUGGGCCCCAUGGUGGUUUCUCGAGUAUACCGGGGCAGGGAAGUCAUGCUCAAGGCAAAGAAAGGGCUCAUGGGUCAUCGGCUGGCAAUCAUCGAAAGGCUCUCGGCCACCUGAUACCGAGCGGAUUUGGUACGAUGCUAUACGGCGGUGGAGGAAGUAGACACAAUGGCGUUGUUGGCACCGGCACCGAUAUCAUGACGGUGUUUCCAACGGAAAUUAUCGCACAGAUCUUAUCGUACCUCGAUCACAAAUCACUUCUGUCUUGCGAACUAGUAUCGCGUUAUUGGUAUUCAGCAGCACUCUCUUCUCAUGUAUGGAGAAAUACCUUUGAAGCAGAGUACGGUAAAUUGAAACCCAGCAGACUAUAUGGUAGAGAUUGGAAGUCGAUGUUUGAAGUCAAGAGGAGCCUUAACAGACGAUGGCUGAAAGGUCAAGUCAACCCGACCUACCUCAGGGGCCAUUCAGACUCUGUAUAUUGCGUUCAAUUCGACCAGGAAAAGAUAAUCACUGGCUCGCGGGACCGCACCGUCCGGGUGUGGGAUAUCGCCACUGGCCAAUGCCUUAGGGUUAUAGGGGCAUCUCAUGAUCCUAGACCCGGCUCAAGCACCAUCGGGUAUCAUAAAGGGUCGGUUUUAUGUUUGCAGUUUGACGACCGGAUUCUCGUGACUGGGUCGAGCGAUCACACAUGCAUUAUCUACUCGCUCCCGGACUUCGAACCAUUUCUAACACUACAGGGCCAUAGAAUGGGCGUCCUCGACGUUUGUUUCGACGAGUCGCAUAUUGUUUCAUGUUCCAAAGAUACAUCAAUCUGUGUUUGGGAGCGAUCCACAGGGCUUUUGUUGAACCGACUGCGAGGGCAUGAAGGACCGGUCAAUGCUGUUCAACUGCGGGGCAAUGUUGUGGCGAGCGCGUCGGGGGAUGCUAAUAUCAAAAUAUGGGAUAUUGAGAACGGAAAUUGCAUGAGAACACUCAGCGGGCAUACACGAGGUCUGGCGUGUAUCCAGUUGUCAGAGGAUCGUCAGACAGUUGUCUCUGGGGGCAAUGACCAAUCUAUCCGGGUGUGGGAUGUUGACAGUGGUCAUCUUCGGUAUGAGAUCCGGGAUGCGCACAAAUCGUUGGUGCGUAGUUUAUACCUCGAUAGCCAGAACGAGAGAAUAAUCAGCGGCAGCUAUGAUCAGAGCGUUCGAGUGUGGGAUCUUAAAGAAGGAAAGUCGCUGUUGAAUUUCCCACGAUGGCACGGGAGCUGGAUACUGGCAGCUCGAGCAGAUGAUAGACGGAUUGUGAGCACGAGUCAGGACUCGCAGGUGCUGGUAUUGGAUUUCUCAAGCGGGAUCCGGGGACUGGAGAACAUGUUCCCAGUUCCAUCAAAAAUCAUCUAG
Molecule: messenger RNA, 1695 nt
Organism: Orbilia oligospora ATCC 24927
Lineage: Eukaryota; Fungi; Ascomycota; Orbiliomycetes; Orbiliales; Orbiliaceae
Exons: 4
Coding region: 1-1695 (564 amino acids)
Molecular function (GO): protein binding
Source: RefSeq, a predicted model, not a curated record